Molecule: messenger RNA, 2785 nt
Organism: Daphnia pulex (common water flea)
Lineage: Eukaryota; Metazoa; Arthropoda; Branchiopoda; Diplostraca; Daphniidae
Product: gastric triacylglycerol lipase-like
Exons: 11
Coding region: 582-1928 (448 amino acids)
Biological process (GO): lipid metabolic process
Molecular function (GO): hydrolase activity, acting on ester bonds
Source: RefSeq, a predicted model, not a curated record
UUGUGGGCCACGUAACACUUCUGUAGUGAAUAUAUAUACGGAACGGUGCUUCAUAAACUCUGCAUUUCAGUGUACACCUUUACCGCUGCCGGAUGAUCUUUUUUGUUAUGGACAACAAAUUUAAUUCCGAGCAGAAAGACUAAAUGGCCUUUCAGCAUUUGUGCUACCCAUCCAAUUCUGUUACAAUUGAAACCGGCAAUUAGCCUAUGCCAUUUAAGUGACCCACAACCAAAUUUCGCAAGGAGCCAUAACGUCGUUAUUCACGUUGCUAUCCUACAUAGCCUAAGGCUGUUUGUUUUUUGUGUGUGUGUAUGUUUAUUUUCAGUUUCCAGUUCAUGUUCUACUCACGUUCACGUAUAAGUUCACGAUUCGUCAUUAAAAAUAUUGAAUUGUGAGAGGUUAUGACUUUGCACCGCUUUGGUCCAUCCGGAAGAAAAAAAACUAAAUUGCGGUCCUUUCUGCAGACUUCUUCAGACCGCAAACAACUCUCAGCUGAUUAAAAAAGAACAGUCGGAAGUCUUAUACGCGGAAACGUUUUGCAGGUCCUUUUUCGAGUUGUAUCGGAAAUCCACUCCGCGGCUAUGAACUGUGUGGCUACCGCUACAUUGCUGUAUUAUUUCGUUGCUUGUCAUUGCUUACUGGCCUUCGCAACCGCAACGUUCUCAUCUCCAUUCACCUCGAUUUUUCAAAAUGACGUAGCACAGUCAGCAAAAGACGUUCCGCACAACACCAGCGGACAUCGCUGGCUGUCUCGCUACGGCAAGCAAUUUGACGAAAACGAGGAGGAAAGUAUAGAUGAAGCGAAAAUAACAACGGUCGAAAUCAUCGCCAGUCGAGGCUACCCUGUUGAAAUCCACGAAGUAAUCACUGAAGACGGUUACAUUCUGGAACUGCAUCGUAUUCCAUAUGGUAAAGGCCAGGUGCCCAAGCACGAUGUUGAAAAGCAGGUCGUCUUUAUUCAACACGGAUUUCUCAACACCGACAAUGUGUGGCUCAUCACUCCUAACGACCAAGGCCUCGCUUACAUUUUGGCUGACACCGGCGUGUAUGACGUGUGGCUUGGGAACGCUCGAGGCAAUACCUAUUCACGCAAGCACGUUUAUCUUGACCCUUCCGAAGAAGAUUAUUGGAACUUUUCAUUCGACGAAAUGGGAAACUACGACAUUCCUGCAGUGAUCAAUUACGUGCUGGCCAAGACGGGGCGCAGUACGAUGAGUUAUGUUGGCCACUCGAUGGGAUGCGCAAUGUUUUUCAUUUGCAUGUCUUUGUGCCCCGAGUUGAACGCGAAGAUUGAUGUGAUGAUUGGUCUAGCACCAGCGUCAUCUGUUGCAGAGUCCCAGACUGGCCUUCGUUUCCAAGCUCCGUUCGUGAACCUGUUAGUUAAUCUCUUCCAAAUUCUUGGAGUGCGCAUAUACGAGCCAGUGGAUUCGCCACGGAACAGUUUGAGAAAAAGGUUUUGCGGGCCUAGUCUUUUCUUGCGUUACUCCCUCUGUCAAAACCCUAUAUUUGCUACAACUAGUGACGAAUACCGGGAUAUAGAUGUGAAUCUCCUACCUGUUAUUGACGGUCACAAUCCGGCGGGAACUUCAGUUAGAACAGCCGCUCACUUUGCUCAGAAUUUCAACGCGGGUCAGACUUUCCAGCGGUAUGAUUUUGGUCCAACGGAAAAUCAGCUGCGUUACGGACAAGCUACACCUCCCGCUUACGAUCUGAGUCAAGUCACAUGUCCCGUUUUCCUUUUCUGGGGACAAAGUGAUAAAGUUGUUGAUCCGAGGGAUGUUGCCUGGUUGGCUUCCAAAUUGGGAAAUUUGAAGGCUUCUAUUCAGGUCGAAGAUCAAUCGUGGAACCACGUAGAUCACUUAUUUUCACCGGACGCCAAACGACUAGUUUAUGAUAAGUUCAUUCCCCUCCUUCCAAAAGCAAGCUAAAAAAUUUCAACUAAAAUAGAGCUUUGAAUUCACGUUAAAACAUAUUUUUAUUACCAGACAUACCCAAUAUUUGUCCGAUUGUCAUUAUAAAAUAUUAUUAUUAUUAUGAUCUUUUUUACCUGAAUAUUUUUCAAUGAACCACCCAUCACAUUAAAUUGUAGCCUAUCAAUCGGGAAUUACUAUUCCAGUGAUAUAUAUUUUCAAACUCACCGACAAAUUUAUGGGCUAGGUUAAUAAGAUAUUGUAACGGUUCUUGCAGAUUUUGGUGUUUUGCAAAAAACACCUUUUUUUUUAGGUUUAUUGGUCGAAACAAGGACAAUCUUCAUAUCUCUGCAGAAUAAAGUGAUGGUAAAAUGAAGGAAACCUUGACCCUAAAGUGAUUUUAAUGUUUUAUUACUCUUCUUCUAACGUCCUUGAAAUGCUAUAUGGUGCCAAAAAAAAAACGGGUAUUCCUUUUGUAUGUUUCUAGCACAUACAUAUGUAGCUACAGUGCUUGUCUGCUUACCCAGUAUCCAGUUCAGUUCAUGUUGGACCUUGCGCACAAUCGGACAUUUUAUUUCGUCUUGUCGACACGCAACAGUUAAAAUUUUUAAAAGUAAAAAAAACUGAUUUCCACAAAUUCUACAUAAGGACGGUAACAUUCGUGAAAUUCAUUUCAAUAAUUUGUGUUAUUCUAAAAUUAUUUUAUUUUUUCAUCCUCUCCCUCAUAUUUUUUCCAUUGUCUUUUCAAGCCCAUACAAUAUGAAUUGUACGACAAGAAUUUAUUUUUAUAUUGCUUGCUUCUUUUGCUUCCCGUUGACUUGGACAACGCCAUUAUCUUCAGUACUGCUGCCUAGUCAAUACAGAUUGUUUUUAAU